AAGACAUAAACUCGUCGGUCCUGGCGAGUGGCAGGGCGGGAGGCAGGUAGUGGGCACCAUGAAGACGCUACAUGCAUGGGAGAUUAAGUAUUUACACCCUGAAGAUGACGCGGCUCUCACUCAGCAAGGCCAGGGCAGCGGUGACGAGGAGGCUGAUCCUAGGGAAUCACAAGGAUCAGAGACUGAGGAAUGGAGGCAAGUGGCAGAGCUAGUUGCUGCUGGAAGCUACGUGCAGGCACUGCAGGAGCCUUUCUGCCAAUCAGCUCUUGGUAAAAGCUUGCAGCGGGCAGCUGGAACCAGUGUUGGGGAUCACUACAAGGCUGCUCUGACCAGCUUCCUGGAAGAGGGAGGGGAAGAGCAGCAGCAUGUGGUCCUCUGUGUGGGUUUGUGCUGUUUGCAGCUUUUCAUACAGAACAACUUCACUGGGCCACAACUGGGGCCUCCACCCAAUACUCUGUUGCCUGGGUUGGUUCCAGAUGGUGUGGAGGCAAUAGCUGUAUGGGAGGAAGCCUUAGAGGCCCUUGUUGGAGACACAGAGGGAGUCUACAAUCUGCUAGAAGCACCAGAGUACUUAACAGUGGCCAGAGUGGCACUGGUGGAGAUACGACCACACCUGGCUACAUGCCUCACCAGGGACUGGUGGUCCAUGCGGUGCAGCUUAGCCCAUCAACGUGUGGCUGACGAGCGCUCCCCGGGCCUGUAUGAAGAGUUACUGUGUGCCCUGAACCAAGCAGAGAACAACACUGACCUGCUCUGUGUUUCCAAGGAGUUGACAGCUCUCUACCACUUGGAAGCUGGCCACCUUCACCUCUACUACUAUGAUGUGGGCCGAGCAGGCCAACAUUUUAAAAGGGCCAGGGAUGCACUUGGCAUGGAGAUUGAGUUGACAGGGGCACUUGGCAAACGGACCAAGUGGCAGCAGGAGGACCGGCCUCAGCUUGUGGCCAAGGUGAAGUACAUGGGGCAACCUUUGAUGGCUGGGGAAUUACCAGGCACUACCCUCCUUCCCUCAGAUUUACCCAAGGAUCUGCUGCUGCAGGAUGACACUCGACUUCCCCGACCCAAGUUCAGGGACCAGGACCAGGAUGUCAUCCCUGACCUUAGGCCUGUUGAACAAGCAGUCCUGCUCGCCACCCUCACUCACUUACGACGCUCUUCAGCUAAUGAUGUUCAGUUAGACCUGGAGACCAAGGCCUACCUGAUUGCUCUCCUCCAGCACCCCAAGAACUGGUGCCUACAACUGUCUGCUCUUUUGUUGCGCUCCCAUGUCGAGGCCACAGAGUCCAGGGCCAUGGAACGUUCUCUCAACCAAAUGGAGGAACUGGUGGCAGCACUAAGGAGGGAGGAGCCAUCCCGGCGGGAACGGUUGCGUCUGUUUGGUGCCUCGCUUGUGCCACCACACUGGGAGCUGCAACAGGAGCUGGCCAGAAUGUUGAUGCGGCUGGGCUGUGUCAAGACAGCCCUGGAAGUGUUUGAGCAGCUCCACCUGUGGGAAGAUGUGGUGACUUGUUUCAAUGAGCUGCAGAUGCGGCAACGAGCAGCAGAGGUGGUGCGUCAGCAACUCCAGAAAGGAGAGACACCAAAGUUAUUGUGCAUGUUGGGAGAGGCAACUGACAAUACUGAGCACUACUUAAGGGCCUGGGAGCUUUCUGGCCACCGCAGUGGGCGAGCCCAGCGCUGUCUUGGAAACCAUUAUUAUGUCAGGAAGGAAUAUAGCCAGGCUAUUACCCAUUAUGAAAAAAGUUUGGAGAUCAACAGACUACAGUUUCCAGUGUGGCAGCGGCUGGCAUACUGUGCUCUGCAAGUGGAGGCUUGGGAGAAGUGUGCACAGGCUUACCGGCGUUGCAGUGUGCUGGAGCCUGAUACUUUUGAGGUUUGGAACAACAUGAGCCAAGCCUACCUCAAGCUAGAUCAGAAGCCUCGUGCCUGGAAGGCCCUGAAGGAGGCCCUGCGCUGCAAAAUGGAUUCUUGGCGCUUGUGGGACAACUUCAUGCUGGUGAGCACCUCUCUAGGAUACAUGCAGGAUGCACUGGCUGCCUACACCCACAUUUUGGCUCUGAAGGAGAGGCACGUGGACACCCAGGUGCUGGGUCGUGUGGUAAAGGCCAUUGUGGAGGGCCAGCGCGACCCUGAGGGCCGUGAGGCACAGGGCCUCUACCGCCGUUGCUCAGAGCUGCUGGGUCGCCUCACUAGUGAGGUGCCAGCACAUCCUGAACUUUGGUACCUCUAUGGGGAGCUGACUCGUGCUCAUCUCUCCCCUGAUCCCCAGACUCGCCAUCAGGCCAUGCAGCGGUUCAGGAAGGCAGUGGCAGCCACCACACAGCGGCCAGGCUGGGAAAAGGAUACUAUGACAGUAGUGGCUGCACUGCAUCGGGCGGUAGCACUGGCAGAAGCUGCCGUCACCAUGACAGAGGGAACCAGUCCAGAAGCUGCAGUGACUGACCUGAACUCUGCAAGAAUGUGCAUCAACGGUGUACUUAGUGGGGCACGGCGGGGCCAGGUCAAUGUGGCCACAGGGGAGAUGGUGGAGGGGGUACAGGAACCCCUCAACCUGCUGGAGGACAAGAUGACUGCACUAAAAGCUCAGUUGGACACACUUAGGCAACAAACGUGACAAUCUGGACUCAUCACCACCAUAAUCAUCAACAUAUCAUCAUCAUCAUCAUCAUCAUCAUCAUCAUCAUCAUCAUCAUCACCACCACCACCACCACCACCACCACCACCACCACCACCACCACCACCACCACCACCACCACCACCACCACCUCUAAUGUUUGGCAUCAUUCAUGGUCCUGAAACUUAGUCGGAAACUUCAAUCCUCAUCCAGGGCAACCAUUCACUCAAACCUUCAUAUCACGCAAGUCAAAGCACACAAUUGUUCACUGAUGCACGGUUUCAAUGUCCUUCAUGCAUCCUGUCAACUUAACACCAAUCUCUUCAUUCACACUGAGAAGCUCACUAAACAAUUGCCUUUACUUCCAUGUCAAAAAGAAAAAAGAAAAAAAAAGAUAAAAAAUUAAAUAGAAAAAAAAAUAGCAACUAGGAAGAGUAUAGUAAGUUUACAAGGUGAUUAGUUGGCUGCUCUCUGGGUAAAGCUGUUUUUUUUUUAUUAUUAUUAUUAUAGUUUUUUUUUCUGUGUUCCCCUCACUGUCUCACCUGCCUGCUGUUCUUACCUGGCUGGGAGGCAGAUAUUGAGCAGAUUCUCUGUUUAUCUCUGUCACUGUCUUGAAGUUUUGCCACAAGAGUUCUGGACAGUAUUCUGCCUGCAAUAACUAUUACUUUAACUAUAGCGAUGUGUUGUUUGCAUAAUUUUCAUCUCAAUGUUUGCUUUGCAUUAUGUGCAUUAUUUUGUAUAUUUUUAACUCUGUAUUCCAUGUUUUUGUAACUAUUCAUAUUCAGCUACUGAAAUUUCACUGACGUUUUAUAAUAUUUAGUUAGAUAAAGUUGAAUUGAGUAGUGUCGACAGUUUUGUCAUCAUCACGUUACUCAUGUUCCUCACCAUUGCUGCUUUCAGGUCAUACAAGUUACAGAAUAGACCUGAGCUGUACCAUGGUCAGCUGUCCACAGACCAUGUUGAGUGUUUAAAUACAUACAGUAUGUGAUAUUUA
Molecule: messenger RNA, 3608 nt
Organism: Portunus trituberculatus (swimming crab)
Lineage: Eukaryota; Metazoa; Arthropoda; Malacostraca; Decapoda; Portunidae
Product: tetratricopeptide repeat protein 27-like
Exons: 2
Coding region: 59-2614 (851 amino acids)
Molecular function (GO): protein binding
Source: RefSeq, a predicted model, not a curated record